Molecule: messenger RNA, 3387 nt
Organism: Trichoderma virens Gv29-8
Lineage: Eukaryota; Fungi; Ascomycota; Sordariomycetes; Hypocreales; Hypocreaceae
Exons: 7
Coding region: 1-3387 (1128 amino acids)
Biological process (GO): negative regulation of transcription by RNA polymerase II
Cellular component (GO): nucleus; transcription repressor complex
Molecular function (GO): protein binding
Source: RefSeq, a predicted model, not a curated record
AUGGAUCUAGCGGCGACGUACUCGCGCGAGAUUACUGGCAACCACUUUGGCAAUAAUACUACAAUCCAUCAGGGUGAUGUUCAUUACCACUCGUCCACUGAUAAGACUCGAGAAAACGAGGAUUUGAAAUGCCUCACGGACUUACGUACAACGGACCCCCGCGAUGAUAAAACUCGCAUUGAGGCCACAAAGGGCGGCCUAUUUAAAGAUUCGUACCGCUGGAUUCUCGACCAUAGCGAUUUCCAAAAAUGGCGCGACGAAGAACGCAGCCGUCUGCUCUGGAUCAAGGGCGAUCCCGGCAAAGGCAAGACGAUGUUGCUCUGCGGCAUUGUGAAUGAGUUAAGCCCCCAAACGAGACUACAGGGCCGGAAAGCCAACACGCUGCUAUCCUACUUCUUCUAUCAGGCCGCCGACGAGCGCAUUAACAGCGCUACAGCCGUGCUACGAGGCCUUAUCUACCUAAUUGUGAAGCAACAGCCGCUACUCGUCUCCCACAUACAAGAAAAAUAUAAGGAUGGGAGGGAGAUCUUCUCGAAUAUCUUGGAGGAUGCAAGCCUAGAGCGGACUUAUAUAAUCAUCGACGCACUUGACGAAUGCGUGACCGACCUACCAAAACUGCUCGACUUUAUUAGUACGAAGUCCGUCCUCUUUUCCCGCGUCAAGUGGAUAGUAUCCAGUCGCAACUGGCCAGAUAUUGAGGACGGUCUUGACUCUACUACUCAGCAAAUGAGGCUAUGUCUAGAGCUCAACGAAAAGUCUAUCUCAGCAGCCGUCGAUGCAUAUAUCAAGCAUCAAGUCGAAUGGCUAGCGCAGAAGAAGAAAUAUAAUGCUAUAACAAAAGAUGCUGUUCACCAUCACUUAUCUUCUAAUUCUAAUAAUACCUUCCUCUGGGUAGCCUUGAUCCUUGCGACGGUGUUACUUGUAUAUCGGCCUAUUACACUGGCUGAACUUAGCUCCCUUGUUGAGUCCCCGGAUGAUGAUCCCGCAGAUGCCGAGUUAAUCCAUAAAGCAAUAGGGUUUUGUGGUUCAUUUCUCACUGUGAAAGACAGCCGGGUUUAUGUUAUCCACCAGUCAGCUAAAGACUACUUAAGUAGCAAAGCAGUGCCUACUAUUUUCCCCUCUGGCUCAGCUAACGUCCAUGGUAUCAUCUUUUCGCAGUCAUUACAAGCUAUGUCUGCCACGUUACGACGGAAUAUCUACAAUUUAUACUCUCCUGGACUCCCAAUCAACGAUAUCAAGGCUCCAGAUCCAGAUCCGCUAACCGCUGUGCGCCAAUCUCAGGACCAGGUUGACCAUAAGUACCAGACAGUCUUCCUAUUCCUUCAAAAGUACUUCCUGUACUGGCUCGAGGCUUUAGGCCUUAUGGGGCAUAUAGAAGAUGGGGUUCUUUCAAUAACAAGGCUAGAAAAUCUAUUAAGGGUAUAUACAUCGGCGCUUAUAUUCAGCCCAUUGAAUAGCUUAAUACGAAAAAUAUUUGAAGAGGAAGAUCUUCAAUGGCUAAAGCUUAAGCCUACAGUGGAAUAUAAUUGGAGCCCUUAUUUACAAACGCUUGGGGGCCAUGAGGAUUCGGUCAACUCAGUGGCCUUCUCAGCGGAUGGCCGCUACCUCGCCUCAGGAUCGCGCGGUAUCAAGAUAUGGGAUGCGACGAUGGGCAAAGAGCGGCAAACACUUAAGGGCCCCUGGGUCAGGUCGGUGGCCUUCUCACCCAAUGGCCGCUACCUCGCCUCAGUAUCCGACGGUAUUACGAUCUGGGAUGUAACGACAGGCAAAGAGCAGCAAACACUUAAGGGCUCUACUACAGUUAAGUCGGUGGCCUUCUUAGCCGAUAGCCGCUACCUCGCCUUAGGGUUAUCGAACGGUGGUAUUACAAUCUGGGAUACGAUAACAGGUAAAGAGAGGCAAAUACUUAAGGGCUCUACUACGGUCGAGUUAAUGGCCUUCUCAUCCAAUGGCCGCUACCUCGCCUCAGUAUCCGACAGUAUUAUAAUCUGGGAUGUAACAAUAGGUAAAAAGCGGCAAACACUUAAAGGCUCUACUACAGUUAAGUCAGUAGCCUUCUCACCCGAUGGCUGCUACCUUGCCUUAGGAUUAUGGAAUGGUAGUACUAUAAUCUGGGAUGCGACGACAGGCAAAGAGCAGCAAAUACUUAAGAGUUCCGGUCCUGCUGGCCCGGUAGCCUUCUCAGCCGAUGGCCGCUACCUCGCCUCAGUGUCCGGCGGUAUGAAGAUGUUGGAUACGACCAUCAAGAUCUGGGAUGCAAUAACAGGCAAAGAGCGGCAAACACUCACGAUCCGGGAUGCGAUGACAGGCAAAGAGCAGCAAGCACUUGGGGGCUCUAACUGUUGGGUCAUGUCAGUGGCCUUCUCAGCGGGUGGCCGCUACCUCGCCUCAGGGUUAUCGAACGGUGGUAUUAAGAUCUGGGAUGCGACCAUUAAGAUCUCGGAUGCGAUAACAGGCAAAGAGCGGCAAACAUUUAAGGGUUCCAGUCCUGUCAGGUCAGUGGCCUUCUCACCCGAUGGCCGCUACCUUGCCUCAGCGUCCGACGAUAUUACGAUCUGGGAUGCGACGACAGGUAAAGAGCAGCAAACACUUAAGGGCUCUAGUUCUGUCGGGUCGGUGGCCUUCUCACCCGAUGGCCACCUCGCCUCAGGAUUAUGGAACGGUGGUAUUACGAUCUGGGAUGUGACGACAGGCAAAGAGCGGCAAACACUUAAGGGCUCUGGUACGGUUGAGUCAGUAGCCUUCUCACCCGAUGGCCGCUACCUUGCCUUACUGUUACCCGGGUCAACCGGCCCUAGUAUUACGAUCUGGGAUGCGACGACAGGCAAAGAGCGGCAAAGACUUAGGGAUUCCAGCCCUGUCAGCCCGGUGGCCUUCUCAGCGGAUGGCCGCUACCUUGCCUCAGGGUUAUGGAACGGUGGUAUUAUAAUCUGGGAUGCAACGACAGGCAAAGUGCUGCAAACACUUAAGGUUGGCACUACAAUACAUACUAUAUCUUUCGACGAUACGGCUUCAUACCUGCACACCGAAAUCGGCCCUAUAAAAUUAGGCAUAGAACAUCGAACUGAGGCCCAAGUUCUGUCUCCAGAUUCAAAUCCGGCUCAGGGUCAGGAUCAACGACGACUUAUUGCUAAUGAUGCUGAGAAGGCAAACCAUGUUAGCUACGGCCUAAGCGCCGACAAAUGUUGGAUCACCUGGAAUGGGCAUAAUCUACUGUGGCUUCCGCCCGAAUACCAGCCUUCCACGUCGGCUAUAUGGCCUUGUGCACCAUCUUCGUCGCCACAGGUGCCGUUAACGGACGUAGCUAUGGCUCUAGGUAGUGGUCUAGGGAGAGUGGUGUAUCUUGCCUGCGACACCCAUUUCAAAUUUCAGUCCCUCCUGUACUAG